This is a messenger RNA of Papaver somniferum (opium poppy), 887 nucleotides long. Its product is annotated as ubiquitin-conjugating enzyme E2-17 kDa-like. The record is from RefSeq and is a predicted model, not a curated record. Gene Ontology annotation, cellular component: nucleus. Bases 265 to 711 code for a protein of 148 amino acids. Gene Ontology annotation, molecular function: ubiquitin conjugating enzyme activity. Gene Ontology annotation, biological process: protein polyubiquitination. NCBI's taxonomy places the organism in Eukaryota, Viridiplantae, Streptophyta, Magnoliopsida, Ranunculales, Papaveraceae. The transcript is spliced from 5 exons.
GGAGAUUAGCCUAUAAAGGAGAACCGAUUCAUUGCUUUGUAACUUCUCUUUCUCCUCUCGUGGCAACGAAAGCAAAGGGAAAGGAACAAAUCUUUUCAUUGUGCGUCUUCGGUUCGGGUCGUGGUGGUGAAUCUGCUUCUUCUUCUUCCAUAUCUUCCUAGCCCACUUGUUCCUCCACACCAUCAAUCAAUAAUUCAUUUUGCAGAUUCAUAAGCCACUCCUUGAAUUGAAUUCCAACCCUAAUUUCCCUAACUGUUGCUUACCAUGGCAUCCAAGAGAAUCUUGAAGGAACUUAAGGACCUGCAAAAGGAUCCACCAACAUCAUGCAGUGCAGGUCCUGUGGCUGAAGACAUGUUCCACUGGCAAGCAACAAUAAUGGGACCUCCUGAUAGCCCGUAUGCAGGAGGCGUGUUCCUAGUGACGAUACAUUUCCCUCCAGAUUAUCCUUUCAAGCCACCUAAGGUUGCAUUUAGGACGAAAGUCUUUCACCCGAAUAUCAACAGCAAUGGAAGUAUCUGCCUAGACAUCCUUAAAGAACAAUGGAGUCCUGCUCUUACCAUCUCUAAGGUACUGCUUUCAAUCUGCUCCCUGCUGACAGACCCAAACCCUGAUGAUCCCCUUGUGCCUGAGAUUGCACACAUGUACAAAUCAGACAGGAGCAAGUACGAGACAACUGCUCGUAGCUGGACGCAGAAGUACGCAAUGGGUUGAUGAGUGAUAUUAAAUAAGAUUUGGAAAGAGUUAGAUAAUCUACACUAUUUUAAAUUUGGCUGUGUUUGUGGCUCUUAUACGGCUAAAUAUUAGUCGUGAUGUGCUUGUUAAUGUUACUCUUCCCUUAUUAAUCCUCAGCAAUAACUAAAUGAAAUUUCCUUCAUUCUGUUCCUCUA